UCAUGGCGAGCUGGUGGUCAGACGCUGGAAGUUCUGAAGGUGCGGAGGAUGACUCAAUUCUCUCUCGGGUUCUUCACGCUGUCGGGAUGUUUGGAGACAUUUUGUCUCUAGAUGAAGCCAUGGAAGCUGAAGAGGACGAGCUGAGCACAGCGCACGGAGGAGAGCAAGACAGAGCCGAGCAGACUACGGGGAAACAAAGGGAUGUAGAAACAUGUGAGCUGAAAGGUGGAGUUGAUGAAACUGAGAUGGAUGUGCUGCACAAGAGAGCACAUCCAGAAGAGGUGGGAGAAGUGACGGAGGUUGAAAGAGAGCUGGAAUUAAUGGAGAACAUUCAAGCAGAUGGUGAAGAGGAAGAGGAGCAUCCUCUUCAGGAAGACAAGAAAGACUUCAACCAGGAAAACAGAGGAUACGAGGAAGACAAUUCGGAGGACAAAGUGACUCCUGAAAGACAUGAGAACAAUGCAGUGAAGGACUUUCUGAAGGGAAAAAAAGAGGACGCCAAAGAGAUGGAGGAAGAGGAGAGUCAAGACAGUGAGUCAAACCUGGAUCACCCGCAUGGUGAGAAGAAUCACCAAGAAGAAAAGUUAGAUGAGGAAGGAGUGGAGCUGGAGGUGGAGGAGAGGGGCAGGGUCUGUCAUGUUGGAGAGCAAGUGGGGGAACAGCAGGAUGUUCUGGAAACAGAAUGUCAAGAUGUUGAUCAUGAGACAGAGACAGAAGUAAAAACGAAAAAUGAGGGAGGAGGAGAGCAAGGACUCAGAAAAGAAAAGGAUCCUGAACUGACAGGAGACAUCUUGGAUGCUAGUGCACAGAAAGUGAUGGAAAGUCCACUCGAUGACGAUGGUGUAGUUGAUGAGGAAAAGAGGGGAGACAGUACGAAGGAAGAGGAUGAAAACAGCCAAACCAGUAUGUCACCAUCCCAUGAGAAAUGUGACGUGAUCGUGAAUGAAGUGGAGAAAGAGCAGGAGGACGUUGAGGGGAAAGACACAGAAAAGAAACAGGAAAUUGAAAAUGCAGAGGAAAAACAGACUAGUUUUGAUGUGAAAAGCGAUGCGGUGAUUAUACAAGAUGAAAUAUCUGAUGAUAAGGAGGAACAGGAAGAAGAAGAAAACACAGAGAGAAAGGAGGAGGAGAGACUAAACGAAGAAUCGGAAAAGGAUUCAAACAGUGAAGACGCGAAACUGGAAAGAGAAGUGAUUGAAGAAGAGAAGAAUGGAGAUGAUGAAGCUCGGUGGGUGGAUCUGGAGGCUGGAGAUGGAAGCGAUGGGAACAUGCCAGAGACGGAGAAGAAUGAUGAAUCAAAAAAUGAAAGCUGUGGUUUCCAUGACAACCAUAUGUAUCACACAUGCGGUGAUUAUCAAGAGAGACGAGAGCCCUCUGACUCAACCGAAGCUGUGAUGACCUCACUUCCUGAAACAGCUCUGAUUCUGGAAGAGUCAAUGAUGACUCAGCAGAACACGUCUGGAGACAGUUGUCCUAAAGAACAACUGGCAGAGGAGCCCACAACUGAGGAGAACUUUAUCAAAAUGGCUGAGCAUUCCACCGAAUGGGAGGAGGCUGACUCAGGUGUCAAGAUGACCGACCUCACUCUGGAAAUGGACCCUGGAGGAGGAGGAGCCGUACGAGACGUGUCAGAGGAAAGAACGUCACGGCCGAACUCUUCCAGUGAAGACAGCGAUCUAGAGGUGCGGCCUCUAGAAACGGAGGAGAAGAGCGAAGCAGCCAGGUAUCAGACGGUGUCGUACCGCAGGAUCCGCAAAGGAAACACCCGCCAGAGGAUUGACCACUUCGAGUCCAUGCUCAACCCAUGAGCCAGAAACUUUAAAUGAUGCUUUAAUGAUCACCUAUAUUCUGAGUGGUACCAUAAAAUCCUUAUCAGCAAAAUUGCCCAUGUAUUCCAACUUUAGUAAAGUUAAUACAUUGAAAUUCACAACAGUAUUAUAAAGGCGAUCAAAUCUAAUCUCUAUCUCAGUGCUGGGACAUUUGCUGUAGCAUGGUAUAAAUAA
This is a messenger RNA of Synchiropus splendidus (mandarinfish), 2003 nucleotides long. Its product is annotated as trichohyalin-like. Lineage: Eukaryota; Metazoa; Chordata; Actinopteri; Syngnathiformes; Callionymidae. The record is from RefSeq and is a predicted model, not a curated record. Gene Ontology annotation, cellular component: myelin sheath; cell cortex; neuronal cell body. Gene Ontology annotation, molecular function: actin filament binding. Gene Ontology annotation, biological process: regulation of cell shape; actin filament organization; regulation of cell projection organization. The transcript is spliced from 2 exons. Bases 3 to 1808 code for a protein of 601 amino acids.